Molecule: messenger RNA, 2398 nt
Organism: Mercurialis annua (annual mercury)
Lineage: Eukaryota; Viridiplantae; Streptophyta; Magnoliopsida; Malpighiales; Euphorbiaceae
Exons: 1
Coding region: 595-2094 (499 amino acids)
Source: RefSeq, a predicted model, not a curated record
AGAAUCACACUCUUCUAGCAUUUCUUGCUUAUCUUCUCUCUUGUAUUCCGGAUGCAAGAGACAAAAAUACCCAGAACUUCUAUCAAUUUCAACGUCAACUCCCGUUACCGUUACUUCACGGCAAACUAAGACAAUCACUGUUGGCAACAAAACUCGCGAUCUUUUUAACGGCGACCGUUAUCGUUAGCCUUUCUUUAAUUUCUAGUCUCCUCCUUAGAAGAGAUCUCUUUUAUCAUUUUAUGUCAGUUUGAUUAUUCAUUGAUUUUUGAGAUUAUUCCUUUAAAGGUAAAUUUCCAAUUCUCUCUUUUUAAUCAGUUUUUUAAAGAUUUCUCAUUUUGUUGAUGCAUAUCAAAUGUAAUUACUGUAAAGUUUUAAUCUUUAUUUAAUUCUAUGGUUACCCAAUUGGUUGAUUAUUUGUUAAUGUUCUAGUUAUAGUAAUAAAUUUGUGUUUUUUUUUCCUUCUGUUUGUCAAGUAAAAGGCUUGAUCAUAUGGUGUAAUUUUAGGGUUUUGUUGAUCAGAAAUUGUUUUUUAGAGCUGAACUGAUACAUAUAAGUAAUACCCAGUUGAUUGAUAAAGCUUGAUAAACAGUCAAUAUGGGAGAGGAUUUGCUUACAAGCCUAUCUAUUGAGAAUCAUCACCCAUCAACAUUAUUAUCUAUGGAUUCUAGUUUAGCUUCUCAUGAAGAAUCAGAUAGGGAAAUGAGUAGGUCUAUGAUUCUAUCUAGGCCGCCGGAUAUCAAUCUUCCGUUGUCAGCCGAGCGUAGUCCUCCUCCACCGUCUUGGAAUUCCGACUCAUUCGAUAUAUUAGAUGUUGGAUUCGGGACUCAGAUUAAUGAGUCUGAUAUUUAUCUAAAUCUUCCUAAGGCCGGGCGUAAAUGUGCUAAGAGAUUGGAUAGUGUAUGGGGUGCUUGGUUCUUCUUUACGUAUUAUUUUAAGCCUGUAUUGAAUGAAAAGUCGAAGAGUAAGGUUGUUUGGGAUAGUAACGGGGUUUCCGGGUUUGAUAAGUCUGACCUUGAGCUCGAAGUGUUCUUGGUUCAGCAUGAUAUGGAGAAUAUGUAUAUGUGGGUUUUUAAGGAAAGGCCUGAGAAUGCUUUGGGUAAAAUGCAGCUGCGUAGUUAUAUGAACGGACAUUCUCGUCACGGGGAGCGUCCGUUUCCUUUUAGUGUUGAGAAGGGAUUUGUUCGAUCUCAUAGGAUGCAAAGGAAGCAUUAUAGAGGCCUUUCAAAUCCCCAGUGUCUGCAUGGGAUUGAGGUUGUUACCUCUCCGAAUUUUGAGGUUGUCGAUGAAGAAGAACAAAAGAGAUGGAUGGAGUUUACCGGUAGGGAUUUAAACUUUUCUAUCGCUCCUGAAGCAAGUGAGUUUUGUUCAUGGAGGAACCUUCCUAACACAGAUUUUGAGCUCGAGAGACAUCUUCCUCCGUUGAAGACUAAUUCACAGCCUCAUUCAAAGAAACUGCUUAAUGGUUCGGGCUUAAAUUUGUCAACUCGACCAUCUAAUGGCAACGGAAUGGAUCUCUCGCCUGUUUGCAACAAGAGGAAGAAGGAUUUAUUCCUAAAUGGAACUGAUGAAGAUUGCUGUUUGCUUAUGAAUCAGCAUAACGACAGAGUUCAAGAUACAGAAACGCAUCCGAUUGAAUUGCCUUGGUUAAAUGAUUUUAGUGGAGUGAUGAGGAAUGUAUACGGACCAGUUACAUGUGCGAAAACAAUCUACGAAGAUGAACAAGGAUACCUAAUAAUUGUCAGCUUGCCUUUUGCUGAUCUUAAAAGGGUUAAAGUUACUUGGUGGAAUAAUUUAACUCAUGGCGUCGUGAAGAUUUCGUCUUUGAGCACAGCAUGUAUGCCAUUUAUUAAAAGAAACGAUAGAACAUUCAAGCUCACCGAUGUAUCUCCAGAGCAUUGUCCUCCAGGUGAGUUCAUAAGGGAAAUUCCUUUACCAACUCGGAUUCCAGAUGAUGCUCAGCUUGAAGCUUAUGGAGAUGAAACAGGAACAGUUUUAGAGAUCAUGGUGCCUAAACAUCGUGUCGGACCUGAAGAACACGAAGUCCGUGUUUGCCUUCGCCCACAAUUUGGAACGAGUGAGCUAUUGUUAUCUUAAAUAAGUGUAGAGAUGGCUGAAGUUAGGUCUAAGAAACAAAAAUUUCUAAUUUGUGUAGUUCUAUACUUUCUUUCUCCUGAUCAGAUCUUAAUUUAAGCAAAUAUGUCUCGUUUUGACAUAUAAUUUACUGUUAUUGAAUAUCUUUGGCCGUGAUCAUCUCAGCUGAUUGUUGAAUUGAAGUUGAACGGUGACCAGAUAUAACUGUAUAUAUAAACUAUUAUAACCGUGUAAAGUAUUGUUUUAUAGUUUUGGGGUCUGUUUGGGCAGAUUUCUGAUGGAAUACAAUAGUGUUGACUUGGAGUGA